Arabis nemorensis is the source of this 306-nucleotide messenger RNA. Lineage: Eukaryota; Viridiplantae; Streptophyta; Magnoliopsida; Brassicales; Brassicaceae. The record is from the annotation of a GenBank genome assembly.
AUGGUGUUGAAAGUGUAUCCAAAUGGAGAUGGUGUUGGAGUGGGUAAUUCUUUGUCACUCUACUUGUUGAGUGAGUCUAAUGAAAAGGAUUAUGUUCGAGCUAAGCUACGAGUACUCAACCAAGUCCCAUCCAACAAUGUGGAGAAACAAGUUGAGGGAUGGCCCAAUGCAGCAGAAAAUGGAUGGGGUUUCGAGAAGUUUAUACCUCUUGCAGACCUUAAAGAUGCAUCCAAAGGUUUUGUCGUGGAAGAUUUGCUUGAGGUUGAAGUUGAGAUCAUUGCCUUCUCUAAAACAGAUUCUUUCUAA